Molecule: messenger RNA, 2422 nt
Organism: Aphanomyces astaci
Lineage: Eukaryota; Oomycota; Saprolegniomycetes; Saprolegniales; Verrucalvaceae
Exons: 2
Coding region: 118-2241 (707 amino acids)
Cellular component (GO): plasma membrane
Molecular function (GO): oxidoreductase activity
Source: RefSeq, a predicted model, not a curated record
CUCGAAAGUGUAGUACGGACUGUCAAUACUAGUACCGUAGUGCUUUGCUGGCUGGAGAGCUGUAUCAUUCAUUAUUGUCACACCAGCUUAGUUUCAAAUUGGACGAGUUCACACAAGAUGCCAUCUCCUCGAAAGAGCGUCAAGAGCUUCCAGUCGGCCUCGACGCCCCUUGGGUUCGACACCAAAGCCGUAGACCAGACGACGCCAUCCACGUGGGGCUUGUUUGCCGUGCUGCAUUGGCUCGUGGGGGCCAUCUUGGCCUUUGCGAUUCUGUCCCCCAUCGGGUAUCACGUAAGUGCCAUCUACCGCUACAACUUGGCGUUGAAGUGGAACGGGUGGUUCAACAUCAACCCCAAGAACAAGGACCGAUUCGCGCCUGGCAAAGAGAUGCUCCCUGCCAACUACUUCUUCCUUUUCUUUGCUAUCCCAGUGUUUGCCGCGGCGGUGCUGUUCAGCCUAAGCAAGGCGCAUUUUCGUGCAGGGGUGUCGCACUGGCUGCACGUCAAGCCGCGGUUCCUCCAUCGACUGGUCAGCGUGGGUGAAAUCCUCUUCGUGCUGAUUGCCGUCGUCGGCAACAUCCUCGUGUUUUACCACUCGUAUACGUUUCAGUCGACGCUCAAGAAGCCCGUGUUGCGAGUCGUGUCUAUUGCGCUAGGCUUCAGUGGCCUGUACAACAUGGUGUUCUUGGCCCUGCCCGCCACCCGCCACAGCUUUUGGAUGGAAUGGCUCAACUUGCCUUGGGCGCGCGCUGUCAAGUACCAUCGGUGGUUCGGAGUCGCCACGAUCGUGAUGUUCUUUGUGCACUUUGUGAUCUUCUUAGUGCAGUUUGCCAACACGGACACGUUGGCCGACGAGCUGCUUCCUUGCUUUAACUGCGACAUCCGCUUUGAAAACAGUCAGGGCAAGGACGCCUGGAUCAACGUGUUUGGCGAGUUGUCUCUACUGUUCAUGCUCAUCAUGGGGGCUACUUCGUUUCCGUACGUCCGCCGUCAUUACUACGCGACCUUCAAGGCCACCCACUGGCUGUUCAUCCCCGCGGCCUUCACUGCGGUGAUGCACUACGAGCAAAUCAUCAUUUGGAUCUACGUGUCCAUGGUGCUGUACAUUGUCAACCGCAUGUACUCGAGCUCGACGGUGGCGUACCCCGCGGCCCUCGAGACCGCGACGGCGCUGCCGGGUCACGUCACCCAGCUCACGUUCAAAUGCUCGACGACGUACCUCCCAGCGGACCUUGUGUACAUCAAAGUACCUGCAAUUUCGACGGUACAGUGGCAUCCGUUCAGCAUCGCCUCGACGCCUCUGCACACCCCCGGCCUCUUGACCAUCUACGUCAAGGCAUUGGGUCAUUGGACCAAUCAGCUGCACGACUACGUCAAGCAGUGCCAAGGUGAGGGCGUCGAGCCCGUCGUGUACAUGGACGCUGGCUACACCCCCCCGACCCCCAUGUCUUCGUCGUACUCGAGCGUCGUUUUCGUCGGUGGGGGGAUUGGUGUCACUCCUCUCAUGGGGCAGAUCAUGCACUUGCUGCACGCACGCCCCCACCAGGACGUGUACCUUGUGUGGCAUGUCAAGACCGUCGAGAUGUUGAGUCAGUUCCAUGGGUGGUUGCGCGAGUUGGAAAGCGUGGCUGAAGCCAAUCAAGGCCGCUUGCACCUGCACCUCCACGUCACCCAGCAAGAUAUUUCUGAAAUCUCCAUCGAACACGACGAACCCGUGCACAAGUUUGCGUUGGGUGCGCCGUCGGGCGUCGAGGCCCGCCCGUACUCGCACCUGUCGACGUCGCGCAAGCUGGUCGUGUUGCUGCUGGCGUUUGUCGCCAGUGGUGCGCUCCUCUUUUAUGUCCGAUACCAGCAAAAGAUCUCGAAAAUCAACCCCGCCUACUGGCCUCUGCAGCGCUUUGUCGAGUUUUUGGUCGUGGUGGUCGGGUCGUUCUUUGCCUAUGGCGCUGCCAUUAUCAGAAAACCCACACAACCGCUGGCUUUUGCUGCUGCUACGGAGUUGCAAGUGCGAUCCAAUUUGAAACCGUUGUCGAAAGACGAAUUCGUCAGCCACUUCAACGUCAAGUUCGAACGUGCCAACUGGGUGCAGCUGUUUGGUGAAAUUAAGGCGAGUCAACCUAGCGCCGAGACGCGGUCGGUGGGGGUGUAUGUGAGCGGCCCCAAGGCGCUGUCGGCAGCGAUUGAGGCGGUCACAGUCGAUGAUGCUUUGUAUGAUGUACAUCUCGAAGUGUUUGAGAUGUAAAUGAAUUCAACGUGUACUCAUGGGCCAACUAUAACAACAUGUACCUCGAUUGCACGAUUGUGUCCUACUAUUUCACAGAUCUCGAUAGAACUUCAGUCAAUAGAAAUGCCCCAAUACCUCAUAGUAUUGGUCAAAAUGUAUUCCUUCUGAAUUUAAAUUAACGUGGAUCAUUAAUUCUUGC